Messenger RNA from Pygocentrus nattereri (red-bellied piranha), 3739 nucleotides. It is a transcript of the gene cdh12a, whose product is annotated as cadherin 12, type 2a (N-cadherin 2). The transcript is spliced from 12 exons. Bases 514 to 2940 code for a protein of 808 amino acids. The record is from RefSeq and is a predicted model, not a curated record. Gene Ontology annotation, molecular function: calcium ion binding; cadherin binding. Gene Ontology annotation, cellular component: catenin complex; adherens junction; plasma membrane. Gene Ontology annotation, biological process: calcium-dependent cell-cell adhesion; adherens junction organization; cell morphogenesis. NCBI's taxonomy places the organism in Eukaryota, Metazoa, Chordata, Actinopteri, Characiformes, Serrasalmidae.
GAAAAAGAGGAGGUGGGGAGAGAUAGAGAAAAGAUAAAGCUAAAGGGAGAGAGAGAAGCUAAAAUAGAGCAAAAGAUAGAGUGGCAGACAGACAACAGAGGGAAACAGAGAAACGAAAGAGAGCUAGACACAGGGUGCAAGAGUGAGGGAAAGAGAGCGAGAGACCCAGAGAGAGAGAGAGAGAGAGAGAGAGAGCAUUAAGAGUGAGAGAGGAUCGCAGAGGGAGGUGUUAUGUGCUUUAGACUCUCAGCGUGUAUUUACUGGAUGGAGAGUUUAUCUGUAUGUCCCUCCUGCGUUCGGACUCUGCUGGCAUAAAUCUGGCAAGACUUUGAAAGGCAGAGUGAAGGUGGAAAACUGAAGCCAAGCCACCCUGGAUGUUAGUUCAUCAAUGUCAUCGAGGCGCUGUGGACUAAUCCAUUUUCGGAUUUGGUUUUCGUCCGCGGCCGGCGUCCCCGGUCGCUUAGCAUUCAGAGACGGAUUCUCCCGCUGAAGUCCUACAUUUAAGUUUUUCCAAUGCUAAUGGGAAACUGCUUGCUGCUGAUUCUCUGGUGUCUCUUGGACAAAAGCUUUGUUUCACCCAUGCACUCUUCAGCACAAAGCAAGUUGGGGAAAGAGCACCACAGGGGUUUGAGGGACCAGAGGAGACAUGGCUUGUCUGGCCUUCAUCGAGUCAAGCGAGGUUGGGUCUGGAACCAGUUCUUCGUGCUGGAGGAGUAUAUGGGGACUGAUCCGCAGUACGUUGGGAAGCUGCACAGUGACCUGGAUAAGGGAGAUAAUUUGGUGAAGUACACGCUGUCAGGGGAAGGAGUUGGCUCCAUUUUCACCGUCGAGCCGACCACAGGAGACAUCCAUGCCUUGCGGAGCCUGGACCGUGAGGAGAAGCCUUAUUACGCGCUGCGGGCCCAGGCCGUGGACGUGCUAACAGGGAGGCCCCUGGAGCCCGAGUCCGAGUUUAUUAUCAAAGUCCAGGACAUCAAUGACAACGAGCCCAAGUUCCUGGAGGGCCCUUACUCAGCCAGCGUCCCAGAGAUGUCACCCGUAGGCACAUAUGUUAUCCAAGUCACAGCCACAGAUGCAGAUGAUCCAACUUAUGGAAACAGUGCCCGGAUUGUCUACAGCAUUCUACAUGGACAGCCGUACUUCUCAGUGGACCCCAAGACUGGUGUAAUAAAGAUUGCCUUACCCAACAUGGACCGGGAGGUCAAGGAGACAUACCAGGUGUUGAUCCAGGCCAAGGAUAUGGGAGGACAACUAGGGGGCCUCGCCGGGACCACUAUCGUCAACAUUACCCUGACUGACGUCAAUGACAACCCACCUAGAUUUGCCAAAAGUAUUUUUCACCUGCGGGUUCCUGAAUCUGCGCCAGUCGGGUCCUCAGUGGGGAAGAUUAAAGCACAUGAUCUGGACUUGGGGAAGAAUGCAGAAGUGGAGUACAGCAUUGUUCCUGGAGACAGCAGCUCCAUGUUUGACAUCUACACUGAUGAACAAACUCAGGAGGGCAUAGUGGUGCUGAGAAAGCCGCUGGACUAUGAAAAUAGAAAGGCCUACAGUUUUAAAGUGGAGGCAUCCAACCCUCACCUGGACUCACGCUUCCUGCACCUGGGCCCCUAUAAGGACUCAGCCACAGUUAAGGUCAGUGUGAUGGACGUAGACGAACCACCGCUCUUUAGCAGGUCCUCCUACAACAUGGAGACAUACGAGGACACACCCAUGGGCAUCGUUAUUGGAGCGGUGACUGCAGAGGAUCUGGACAUAGGGGACAGUCCAAUCAGGUAUUCCAUUGAGUGGAGGAAGGAUGAUGAAAAUUACUUUGACAUCGACCCUGUCGAGGGCACCAUCACCACCAGCGAAGCCCUGGACCGAGAGCGAACGGCCAAACAUAACAUUACUGUUGUUGCGACUAAAGUUAACAACCCCCUGCUGUACAGUCGAGUUAGUGUCACCAUCAGCGUGCUGGAUGUCAAUGAAUUCCCCCCAGAACUCUCCCACCCUUACGAGGCGUUUGUUUGUGAAGAUGCAAAAGUAGGCCAGGUGAUAGAGAUCCUCAGUGCCACGGACAGAGACAUGCCUCAUGUGGGACAUAGAUUCUUCUUCAAAUCUCCAAGAGACAUCAGGAACAGGAACUUCACCAUCCGAGACUAUGGAAACAACACGGCGGGAGUCGUGACCAGGAAAGCGGGCUUCCGGCGGAGAGAGAAGAGCAUGUAUCUGAUUCCGGUGGUGGUAGAGGACAGUGGCUACCCCAUCCAGAGCAGCACAGGAACGCUGAGUGUGCGGGUGUGUGCCUGCGAUGAGGGGGGAUCCGUGCUGUCCUGCAGCGCGGAGGCCGUUUUCCUGGCCAUGGGCCUCAGCACCGGAGCCCUGGUGGCCAUUCUGCUCUGCAUACUCAUUCUGCUGGUGAUGGUGGUGCUGUACGUGGCUCUGAAGCGGCACAAGAAGAAGGACGCACUGAUGUCCUCCAAGGAGGACGUGCGAGACAAUGUGAUCCACUAUGAUGACGAGGGUGGAGGGGAGGAGGACACAAACGCCUUUGACAUCGGCACUCUACGCAACCCCAAAGCCUUGCAGGAGACGCUGCCGAGGCGGGACGUCCAGCUCGAGGCUGAACUGGACCUUGACUCCGAAGACAACGAGGACAUCCGAGCUUAUAUCCAGCAGCGGCUGCAGGAGAACCACACCAGCACCUCAGCACCGCCAUAUGACUCCUUGGCUACAUACGCCUACGAAGGUGAAGGGUCAGUAGCUGAAUCUUUGAGCUCCAUCGAAUCCUGGGUGCUGGAUCCUGAAGAAGAUUACAGGUCCAUUCAGAACUGGGGGCCACGUUUUAAGACCCUGGCCGGAAUCUUUAGCCAGCGAGAGUCAAUCCAGGGUGUGGAAAAACGGCCAGAAAAUAAAGGCGGCAACUCUCGGGAAGAGGGAUCAGAAGAGCGACCAGACUGAUUUUGUUUAUCAUGCAAGCUCUGUGAAAGCGGCUGGAACGUUAUCGAUUUGGGGCGAAACGCUCCAAACCAAGACUUGCUGCGGCAGAAGAGAAGGGGUGUUUUUUUUUUUUUUUUUAAUACAUGCCCCAUUUCUGUUUUGAACUCAUUUCAAUACUUUUUAGUUGAAAGUUGCACUGACAGACAAAUCCUUCCAAUUGCAUUUUAAGUUCGGCUUUAUCUUUGUACUUGUCAGAAUCUGAGUAUCGAAAAAAUCCCUUUUUGGGGAUUCGAAGACACCCCUUUGAUAUGAAAAAGUGCCUCAAAAACUAUUUCUCGUUUCUUCUCCCUCAGAUAUAGACAAGCUCGCUCCUAGAUGCCGGGGAACUUCUUGCUGUGGCUGAAAUUUCAGACUGGUUGCAGGAAAAAAAAAUAAUGGACCAAAUGGAUGAACAAAUAAAUAAAUAAAGUUCAAAGCUCUCCAUCCCUCCCUGUAAUUUUCCAGGCAGAUUGAUGGCUUGUUAAGAAGUCGUCCGAAGGGGACGUGAGAGCAUUUCUCUACCACGUGGGCCGUUUCUACAAACUUGUGUCAGUGGUGAACUGCGACAGAGCAUUUUUAGGUAAUAAAGUUCUUUGAGAUAAGACGUCAUUGACUUUGCGGUUUAUUUUUCUGGCCCUGUGUCCAAAAACACAGGUCACUGUCUCAGUUUUUGUGAACGGGGUUUGAGUUCAGAUGCCUUUUGUGUCACAUUGCUGUGGCUCCUAAGGCCCUGGUGUUAAAGGGCACCCAUUUCUUACAAUAUCUGGACAGUUGUUGAUUU